Molecule: messenger RNA, 2091 nt
Organism: Plenodomus lingam JN3
Lineage: Eukaryota; Fungi; Ascomycota; Dothideomycetes; Pleosporales; Leptosphaeriaceae
Source: RefSeq, a predicted model, not a curated record
AUGUCCAGUCCUAAUACUGAGACCCGGGAGGUCAAGCGACCACGUCAAGCCUGCCUGAAUUGCCGGCGCAAGAAGGUCAAAUGUCAUGGCGAGCGGCCAACUUGUAGCUUUUGUGCUCGGCUGCUUCAAGAGUGCAUCUACCCAAGUCCGCGGUGGGCCAUGAGUUCAGUGGACAAGCCAAAUUCAAAGCGCGCUGCUACGGAAAUAUAUUCAAAUCAUGGCCUGGACUCACAAGUAUCGCCUACGGAAACGUGGUCGAACCCAUUUCAUCACAAUCUGAAUAGCUCCCAGGACUAUACUGGAGACCAAGGUCAAGCCAAUCUAUCAUCUUCAGCAAAUUCACAUUUCUCCACUAUGGGCUACGGCAAUCUUCCUUAUUUUACCGCAAAUGGAUCCUUAGCUUCAGCCCAGUAUCAGUCAAUCUCGACUACGGCUGAUCCGACGAUUCUACCUCCUCCACACGUUGUAACUUCCACGAUCAAUCUUUAUUUCGAGUUAUGUCAUGAUCAACCAUAUUGUUUUUUUCAUGAGCAGACGUUUCGACACCAGUUAACGAGCAACCAAUUACCACACUACCUGAUCUUCGCCGUACUAGCUAUUUCCUUGCGUUUUUCGCCUGAUCCCUUCUAUAGCAGUAAUCCUCACAUGGCCGCCAAGUAUGCUUCAAACGCGUGGAAAGAGGUUGAACGGCAAUGUUUUGAUGAUGAAGAUGGCAUGGAUUACCGAUUAGUUCAGGCUGCAACUUUGCUAGCACUCUGGGACUUUUUAGCAUGCAAGCAUGAGACUGCCUGGAUCAAGCUCGGGGUAGCUGUGAGUAUGGCUCAAGCCCUACAUAUGACAAAAGAACCCGACAACACAUUAUGCUUCUCAGCACAAGAGGAACGUCGCCGUACCCUAUGGUCAAUCUACUUAUUUGACAAGAUGGCAACAUGCGGCAGAGACCGACCGUCCCUGUUCCGAGAUCAGACCAUCGAUCUCCAGUUGCCUUGUUCGGAUACCUCUUUCUGGAUGUCGACACCCGAAAAGAUUGUUACGUUGGAAGGCUUCAACAGCUUGGAGGAUUCACAAAUUCGAAAUCUCGCUCCAUCAGCCCUGACUAUUGUCCUGGCUUCCAUUUUGAGUCAGACAUCAAAUUAUGCGUUCAAACACAACAAAUCGAGUAAUCAAAAGCCGCCUUGGGAUCACACUUCUGAGUAUCAAGUCAUAUGCUCACAGUUGACGCGCUUUGAGACGCUCUUUGACUCUUACGGGGAUAUACAGGAGCAAAUCCUGGAUCAAGCAAAAGCUUUCGAUGGAUGUGGUUUGCAAAUCACCGAAUCACUGAUAUUUGCUUAUGUCCUCUAUAACCUCUGUCAUUGUUUGUUGCAGCAUCCGUUUCUGCUUCGACGUCGACUUGAAGAGUGCUCCUUGACGAUACCCACUCGGUUUUUCGCGCGGGCUAUCGAGAGCGGUUCCAACCACGCCCAGGAAAUCAGCCGCACCUUGACCAACGCAGCGAGGGCCAAGUACAGAGUUUCCGCCACAAUAUUGGGCUACUUCUCGCUUGUUGCAGCCUCAAUCAAUGGCCUAUUUCAGCACUCGGCCGACGAGACGACCCGUAUGAGGUCGGCGGAGGCUCUUGCAGGAAACUUGGCCCAUAUAGAAGCCAAGGCAAAACACUGGAAAACCUCGGCUCGUAUGGUCGCCACCCUCACGCACUUCUCCCGCGAAUCCGCCCGCUACUCUCCUUUGAUCGACACCUCCUUCCAGACAGUCCCACUGACCGCAGCCGACAUCGAACUCCUCUACUCCCUCUGCGACUAUGGCACCAUCUCCUCGAGCCGAACGAAGGACAUUGCUCUCUUGAACACUAAUGAAACCACACCCACUCCCCUCAAUCUAGACCCCAUGCUAAACAACGCCGCUUCUGCAGACACCUACAGCAACUUUGAGAACCUCGAAGACUUUAGCGGUCUCAUCGAGGGCAUCAUACCGCAGUUUUUCGACCAUACGAAUGCUCGCACCGUCUUGGAUGAUUUCUCGUCUGCGCUUGGCCAGUUUGGUGGCGCGGACUGUUCGGCCUCGGGUCAGGGAUGGGAUUUUCACAGUUGA